AAACACGUGUAAAGAGGAAGAGUUGACAAGUGGGAGAGGGGCGCUGGAAGUUUAGUGGGUGAAGUGUCAGUGUGGUGGUCUGGGUGGGGUAAUUGCGGUGCGGAGGGGCGGCAGAGGGAAGAUGUAGCAGCGUUAGAUCGCUCAUAGACAGACUAUUACAUGGAGAGCCUAUAGAGAGAAGCUGCCCAGACCUCUCCUGAGUACACUGCGCUGUCUGGGAGGAUUAUGGACACAUCGCUGUAAAUAGAGGAGGCUCGUGCUGCUUUCAUAUGUGCCAAAGAAUUAGCUGACAUUUGCUGCAUCACACUGUGCCUUGUUUGUACACAAAGGGGCCAUAUUUAUUAUAUCUGUUUUAUCUAUUGUCAUUAUUACCUGGGAGGCUCAGAUCUACAGGAACAUGGCAAGUGUGUAAAGUUUAUAUAGAUUAUUGGGAGACUGACACUAGAGUAACAGAAGAGGAGAGAGAAGGUCGCUCAGCAUGUCUGUGGAGGAUCCAUUCUCUGUGGUAAGAGGGGAGGUACAGAAGUCACUAAAUACCAGCCAGGGCCUCUAUCAGCGCUGGUGUGAGCUCCUACAAGAAGGCAAUGUGACCAGCGCCGAAGAGUUUGAUUGGACGACUAAUGAGCUCAGAAAUUCCCUAAGGAGCAUAGAAUGGGAUCUGGAGGAUUUAGAAGAGACCAUCAACAUCGUUGAAGCGAACACGAAAAAGUUUAAGAUUACGGAAGCUGAGCUGAGUGAAAGAAGGAACUUUGUGGAGAAGACGAGAAGUUCACUUAAGGAAAUGAGGGAUCACAUCUCCAGCCCCCGAGUUCAGGCCUUCACAGAGAGAAAGAACCGAGAGGCGCUGGGUGUCUCUCGGCCUACGGCUUCAGAUCACUUUUCCCGCCUUGAUGACGAUCUCCUAUCAGGGAACUCUCGUUACAUAGAGGACCAGCAAGCACAACAACAGCUGAUCAUAGAUACGCAGGAUACAGAGUUGGAGUUGGUGUCGGGCAGUAUUCGAGUGUUGAAGGACAUGUCGGGACGUAUCGGAGAUGAACUAGAUGAGCAGUCUGUUAUGCUUGAUGGUUUUUCCCAUGAGAUGGACAACACUCAGACUCGCAUGGACUCUGUGCUGAAGAGAUUGGCCAAAGUAUCCCACAUGACCAGCGACCGGCGGCAGUGGUGUGCAAUCAUCGUUUUGGUGGCUGCUCUCCUUAUUUUGCUGAUCGUGCUGCUUUCACAAAAAGGAUAGUAUUGGUCCCAGGCGACCCUGUAUAUGGCGUUUUACAAGUUACAAAUUGUUAUUACAGGUCAAUUGCUUCCCAUUGGACAGGGACUCCACCGCAGCACUGCCACAUACCAGCGGAUAUACACAGUAAUGAAUAAAAUAUUAUAUUGUUUUGUUUUUUUAAUCUGA
Molecule: messenger RNA, 1399 nt
Organism: Rana temporaria (common frog)
Lineage: Eukaryota; Metazoa; Chordata; Amphibia; Anura; Ranidae
Gene: STX10
Product: syntaxin 10
Exons: 8
Coding region: 479-1234 (251 amino acids)
Biological process (GO): vesicle fusion; Golgi vesicle transport; intracellular protein transport
Cellular component (GO): endomembrane system; SNARE complex; synaptic vesicle membrane
Molecular function (GO): SNAP receptor activity; SNARE binding
Source: RefSeq, a predicted model, not a curated record